GCGUUCCAAACACGUGUCUGAACCAGGACCAGCACCCGUGUCUCGUAGAUAGCUGGUACUGUUGUGUUUACAUGAUUGUAUAGAAAAGAAAAAGAAUCGGAACCAACAAUUUGACGACACACACAUUCCAUUUAAGAAAUGGGAGGUCUUCAGAAAAAGAAAUAUGAGAGGGGGUCCGCUACCAACUACAUCACCAGAAACAAAGCUCGCAAGAAGCUUCAACUGAGUUUAGCAGAUUUCAGACGGCUGUGUAUCCUGAAAGGCAUUUAUCCACACGAGCCCAAACACAAGAAGAAGGUGAACAAGGGCUCCACAGCUCCGAGGACGUUCUACCUGCUCAAAGACAUCCGCUUCCUCCUGCAUGAACCCAUCGUAGGAAAGUUCAGGGAGUACAAGGUGUUUGUGCGUAAGCUAAGGAAGGCUUACGGAAAGUCAGAAUGGACAGGGGUGGAGAGACUGAGGGACAACAAACCAGGAUAUAAACUGGACCACAUCAUCAAGGAGAGGUACCCAACGUUCAUCGAUGCUGUCCGUGACAUCGACGACGCCCUCUCCAUGUGCUUCCUGUUCUCCACGUUUGCCCGCACAGGGAAGUGCCACGUCCAGACCAUUACGCUGUGCCGGCGCCUCAGUGUGGAGUGGAUGAACUUCGUCAUCACGUCUCGCUCCCUCAGAAAGGUGUUCCUCUCCAUAAAGGGGAUCUACUUUCAAGCGGAGGUUCUUGGACAGACCGUCACAUGGCUGGUCCCUUACCAGUUUGCUCAUGAUCAUCCCACAGAUGUGGAUUACAGAGUCAUGGCCACGUUCACAGAGAUGUAUACAACCCUUCUGGGGUUCAUCAACUUCCGCCUCUACCAGACCCUCAACCUGGUCUACCCACCCAAGAUGGACACAAAAGCAGAGGCAGACCUGAAGGCAGAGUAUGAGGAAGACUACGCCAUGGACUCUGAGAGCUACCUGGAGAAACUGUCGGCCCUGAGCGCCAGCCUGGCGCGGGUGGUGGCCACCACCGAGGAGGAGGAGGGGCAGAUGGACCAGUUCCCUGCAGACGGGGAGGACAUAGAGAACAUGGAGGCCAAAGAGAAGGAACAGAACGAGCAGGAGGCCCAGAAGAGGAUCUUCGAAGGUCUGAAGUUCUUCGUCAACAGAGAGGUGCCCAGAGAGUCCCUGGCAUUCGUCCUGAGGUGUUUCGGUGGCCAGGUGUCCUGGGACAAGUCACAAUGUAUCGGAGCCACAUACGACAUGACGGAUGAGACCAUCACCCACCAAAUAGUGGACAGACCCAACAUGGAUAAACAGUACAUCAACAGGUACUACAUCCAGCCGCAGUGGGUGUUUGACUGUGUCAACGCCAAGAUCCUGCUGCCGGUGGAGGACUACUUUCUGGGCGUGACCCUGCCCCCUCACCUAUCGCCCUUCGUGGAGGAGAAGGAUGGGGACUACGUGCCUCCGGAGAAGCUGAAGCUGAUGGCCCUGCAGCGCGGAGAGAAGCCUGGUGAGAGGCAAGAAGAGGAGGAGGAGGAGGAGGAAGACGACGAUGAUGAUGAUGAUGAUGAUGACGAGGAGGAGGAGGAAGAAGAGGAGGAUGAGGAGGUGGCAGAUGAGAAGAACCUGAAGGAGAUGGAGAACAGGAGAUCCCAGGUCAAGGCCCUCCCCGUGAAGGUGACUCCAGGCAGGAUGAAGGCAGAGAACCGCGCGCGUCUGGACCAGGAGGAGAAGGCCGAGGAGAAACGUCUGGCCAUCAUGAUGAUGAAGAAGAAGGAGAAGCACCUCUACGACAAGAUCAUGUUCGGCAAGAAGAGGACAGUCCGCGAGGCAAACAAGCUGGCGGCCAAGAGAAAAGCCCACGACGAGGCCAGCAAGCCGGACAAGAAGAAGAAAAAGGCCAAGAAACAAUAGGAGAGAGCGUCGACCACAUAAAGGACUCGUAUUGUAUUUGUAUGUGACUUGCAUACAUCAGCUGUUGAAAUCUCAUGAAACUCAUGAGUUUGUUCUCAUGCAGAGAGUCCCACGAGGGGGAAUGUGUGUUUGUCCUGGUUUGAGUGUCGUGUUUCGAGAGAGUCGUCCCAGUGAGGAGAAUGUGCGGAAGCCUUGUUUGUGUGAGAAAUGACUGUUGGCACGCAGUUUUCCCUCAAGAUUUUUCAACGUUUCCAGCCAUUUUAAUCUGUUGUAACACAUUAAAAUGGAGAGUCGGA
This is a messenger RNA of Osmerus eperlanus (European smelt), 2195 nucleotides long. It is a transcript of the gene pes1, whose product is annotated as pescadillo. The record is from RefSeq and is a predicted model, not a curated record. The transcript is spliced from 15 exons. Gene Ontology annotation, cellular component: nucleolus; PeBoW complex. Bases 139 to 1899 code for a protein of 586 amino acids. Gene Ontology annotation, biological process: ribosome biogenesis; maturation of LSU-rRNA from tricistronic rRNA transcript (SSU-rRNA, 5.8S rRNA, LSU-rRNA). Gene Ontology annotation, molecular function: RNA binding. Lineage: Eukaryota; Metazoa; Chordata; Actinopteri; Osmeriformes; Osmeridae.